Psilocybe cubensis is the source of this 1896-nucleotide messenger RNA. RefSeq lists its product as uncharacterized. Bases 1 to 1896 code for a protein of 631 amino acids. The transcript has 4 exons. NCBI's taxonomy places the organism in Eukaryota, Fungi, Basidiomycota, Agaricomycetes, Agaricales, Agrocybaceae. Gene Ontology annotation, molecular function: DNA binding; DNA-binding transcription factor activity, RNA polymerase II-specific. The record is from RefSeq and is a predicted model, not a curated record. Gene Ontology annotation, biological process: central nervous system development; neuron differentiation; regulation of DNA-templated transcription.
AUGGCCGACGCUAUGGAUUUUCGUGCAGAUUUCAAAACCGAACGGGACGCACUCAGCGCCGCGGCCUCUAUAGCACAUUCACUCAGCCAACAGCUCUCCGAUUUGGAUAUUCAAACAACUCAGUUCGCUCCUCCCUCUGAUAUUGACACUAUGAUCCCACCUCUUAUUUUAUCCGUACCUCCGGAAAUUUUGGAGCCACUCUCUACACUUACAGUAUCUGAAAAUGCUCGAAACAUGAUUUUGGAGCGCUUUGGCCGAUUUGUCGCUGAACUACAGAAAGAAUACACAUCCGCCUACAGACAUAGUUGUAUGGAGGUUUAUCGUGUCACUGGCUCAAUCUCAGACAUGCAUGCCCUUCAUAAGGCAUACCAGGCAUUAUCCCAGAGACGAAUGGUUCCUACCAUUAAAUCUCAAGUCGACUUUAUUUUGGCAGAAGCAAAAAAGCACAGCAAGAAUCCGGUGCAGGAUACCAAACGACAUUUCAAUAGCCAAUUUACCCAUGUCCUUGAGAAAUAUUUCGAACAAAAUGGAUACCCUUCAAGUUUACAUCGAUCGGUAUUGGCACAGAAAUCAGGCAUGACACCGCGGCAAAUUGAAGUUUGGUUCCAAAACCACCGCAAACGAGCAAAACAGGAUGGAAAAAUUAUCCGCCGUCUUGACUCAGAUUUACCGCUCAAGCGAGCGCUUGAACUCCUAUCAAGACCUUUGCAGGUCUAUCAACGAUUGCCCCUGCCACUGGUCAAUGAGCCAUGCGGUACUUCCUGGGAGAACAAUAAACGUUGUUCGGUAUUCAAAUGUGAAACUUGGCAGGCCGAUACGCAGAGCGAGAGUAGUGAGGUAACCUCUGUUUUAUCUGAAACUGACUCUAUCGAAAUUCGCCCACCACAUGCAUUUCCAACUCGACGCAGUGAUCAAUACCCUGAUCCGUUCCCCACUGAUAAAGGCGCUUUCACAUUUCCCUCUCCUAUAUGGAGACGAACGCCAGCGACAACCUCAAUCAUUCCUACGGCGGUAGAUAUCGACGAUUUUUCCAGACAAUUCCAUAUGAAGCUCAACUUUGUCAACAAUUCAUGGAAGCGAGAUUGCACCCCAACAAAAUCGGAAGUUUUCUCUUCCACCCCAUGGUUUGCGCCUUUGAGGACCAUUCCCCCUUCUGCGCCUCUGUCUUCUCUCCAGCAGCCACGUUCUUUGGCGGGAGCAUCAACAUCAAUGCUGACCUCCACUAUCGCAAAAGACCCAUUUACUUUCGUCUUCCCAAAGCCGGGCCAAAUGGAGCAACGAGACGAAUCGAACAUUACUUGCAUCGUUAGAUUACCUGUUGGACCUAAGCAAUCAUCUUCCUCUGUUACAGAGCGCAUCCAUCGCUCUGUUGAUGCCCUGGAUCGAGAACGCAAAGGACUCCGGAUGCGCCCGCGUACUCCCCACAGUAGUAAACCCUCGACUUCCCGUCUUGACUCUCAUGGUGAAAUUGCAGGACGAAAAGGUACACCAACUUCUCGCCGUGGACCGAGUAAUCUCCAAACAUUUGGUUCUCGAACCUCGUCCUUCACCUCAGACACAUCGUCGUCGGACGAUACCUCCUCACCGUCAACUCCCCCUUCUUUCCCCGACUAUAAUUUGCAUCCAGAUCUGGUGGUCGGAUCCGACGACCUCGCGGGUAAUUUGGACAGUUACGAAGUUACCCCAUCUCCAUCUUUUGAUUUUACGCUUUCAAAAUUUCCAACCGAUACCCAACCGUCGUCUCCCCAAAUUUUCGAUUUGACCUUUACGAGUCCCAUGAAUACUAAUGCAGGGCCAUUAUCUUCCCGAACUUUUGACUUUAUUUUUCCAAACAAAGUGGCUGAUAGACAGCCUUCGGCUCUCCACCAAAAUCAUACCCCUCUAAUAUGUACAUAA